Drosophila miranda is the source of this 963-nucleotide messenger RNA. RefSeq lists its product as uncharacterized. The transcript has 2 exons. Lineage: Eukaryota; Metazoa; Arthropoda; Insecta; Diptera; Drosophilidae. Bases 377 to 925 code for a protein of 182 amino acids. The record is from RefSeq and is a predicted model, not a curated record.
GAAGGAAAAAUCAAAACAUUCAUCGACUAAUUAAUUAAAUGAAUUAUCUUAAAAUGUCUGCACCUAUUGAUGAUGUCGGAGAUUAUUCCCAAGCUAAGAGACAGAGCCGAGUGCGGCGCAAGCCAACUAUAUGGAGCCGCGAGAAGAUUUCCAAACUAAUCCAGCUGUACCGAAAUUCGGAUUGUUUAUGGAACCACUACUCGGAUUUGUAUAAAAAUAAAGAUUGUCGACGAAAGCGACUAAAAGCAUUUGUACAACUCUUGGAAUUACCAAAAACGAUUAUGGGAAAAAAGUUCAUAGCUUGCGAAAUCAAUUCAAUUCAGAAUUGAAAAAGUUGGAGCGUCGUCAGGAGGAGACGGGUGGUGAUUCCAGUCCCAUGGCUGACAAGACGAAUUGUCGGUGGGAACAUUUUCAAUCUCUGAUGUUUUUGCGCUCUAUUAUUGAGCCGAGACCUGGAUAUCAACAAAAUGGCCCUACACAAUGCAAGAAACUGAGUGCAAAACUGAAAGGCGUCAGUAACGACGUAGAAGAAGUAGAAACACAGAGCCCAUCUUCAGUAUCGAAAGGCCAAUUCGAGUCCAUGGACCAACUGGUCACUGUUGUAGACGAAAGUAAAGCGCAUCAAAGCUUCUGUGAAACAAUUGAAACGUGCGUUCCUGAAUAUGCAUCCUCUAUCCUAUCUGCAUCGACCACUUGCACAAGCUCUAUUCCAACGCGACAAGUAGAUGCGGCAGGAACGUUGUCUGUCCCAGCACACGUCAGCAAUGCACGGGAUCAGUGGGACUCGUUUGGUGAACUAAUAGCUAAUGAGUUUCGCAACCUGAAUUCGGACAUUUCACGCAAGAGACUCAAACGGAAAAUAAUGCAAGUUAUGCUGGAAGUCGGAGAAGAGGAUGAUAGAGAAAAUGCUGGACCCAAUAGUUGACAUAUGUACAUGUUACAUGUUAAACAAAAUAAAUAAGU